Bursaphelenchus okinawaensis is the source of this 1014-nucleotide messenger RNA. Lineage: Eukaryota; Metazoa; Nematoda; Chromadorea; Rhabditida; Aphelenchoididae. The record is from the annotation of a GenBank genome assembly.
AUGUCUCCAAAGCGUGUUAUCGACUUGCGUAAAGAAGAAUUCACCGAAAAUGAUGUGUUGAUUGCUACGUAUCCAAAAUCAGGUAUCAUUUGUUACGUUUGUUUUUACUGUGUUUUAGGAACAACAUGGAUGACAGAAAUCAUAUCAGCAUUGCAUUAUGGUGGGGAUACCGAAGCGUUAAAGAAGGUCCGGCAAGAUGAACGUGUCCCAUGGUUGGAGUUGGAGCAUAGUUACUGGUGGGUCAAGAUGUUCUACGAGUACCACAGAAGCGAGGCUGAGAAGUGCAAGAACCGAACCAGACGAGUGGCCUUCACACAUCUGCCAUUGGAAAUGUUACCUAAAUCAGUUCUGAAUGGAAAGUGCAAGAUAGUCUACGUCGCUCGCAACCCUAAGGACAACGCUGUGAGCUUCUACCACUUCCACCGAAUGGCCAGAUUCCUCGGGCUACAGAAGAAUCUACAAUGGAACGAGUUCUUUGCCAUGUAUAUGAGUGGAAGCAGUAAGUUGAAAAAAUUAACCUUGUAUCUGUGUGUGUUAAACUCUUACAGAAUAAUGUUUUUUGUUGUUCUUUUUAUUUAAACCUAAAGAUUCUUGUGUUAAAAAGUUGUUACACUUGAUGUUUUAGUUUACUGUGGUUCAUGGUUCGAACAUGUUAUUGGCUACUGGAACUUCUCCCAAAAGUUGCCGGACAGAGUGUUGUUCUGCAAGUACGAAGACAUGAAAAGGGACCUCAAAGGAUCAAUCGAUCAGAUCGCCAGCUUUGUCAAUAUGAAGCUGUCCCCAGAGAUGAUGCAGAAGGUGUACGAUCAUUGUACUUUCGAUUCAAUGAAAAAGAACCCUAUGGCCAACAGGAAUAGUCGCAUGUUGUUGGACCAAACCGUGGUCAAGUUCAUGAGAAAGGGUCAAGUCGGAGACUGGAAGAACUACUUCACCUUUGCUCAAAGCGAAUUCUUCGAUGAAGUCUACGAGGAGAAGAUGGCGGGGACAGGCUUAACUUUCGAAUUCGAACAAUAA